Messenger RNA from Biomphalaria glabrata, 3377 nucleotides. RefSeq names its product UDP-glycosyltransferase UGT5-like. Gene Ontology annotation, molecular function: UDP-glycosyltransferase activity. The record is from RefSeq and is a predicted model, not a curated record. The transcript has 2 exons. The coding region runs from base 193 to 1758 and encodes 521 amino acids. NCBI's taxonomy places the organism in Eukaryota, Metazoa, Mollusca, Gastropoda, Planorbidae.
UAGCUAUUGGUCUACAAGUCCUAAACAGUCAUAUGUCUUCAUUACUUUAGGCAAAGACCAGUACAUAAGCAACUGUAAAGUGAAGUAGUCACAUGAACUGAUAAAUACAUUCCUGUAGUGUAAAAUUCUGUUACAAGCAUUUGUCCUUGACAUUUUAAUUUAUAGCUGUACACAGAACAAUCAAGUCAAAGAAUGAAGGACAUUGUUUCCUUGGACGUAUAUUUACUGGCCAUUUGUGUGGUCAUCACUGGAAACUGCUGCUACGGCAAAACUGUGAUUAUGUUUCCAAUCCCCACCAGGAGCUAUGUCCUUUACCACUCUAAAAUUGCAAUGGCGCUAGCAGAACUCGGCCACAGUGUUCACAUCUGCCUGACGGAGCACUCUGCAAAAGAAGGACUGGUCAGGGAGAGUGACCGGGUUCAUUUUCUGAUCUAUGGGCAGAACCUGGGUAAUGUGGAACAAACGUUGCUUCUGAGCACCAACCUAGUAGAGAAGUUUUGGAAGAGAGAAACAGUGGGCUUGGGUAUGUCCAGUUUGAAGCCUUUAGCUGACCACAUCAGACAUUUUGUUACAGAGGUAAUGUCAGACAAUGUCUUUAUUGAGAAGUACAAAAGCCUGAACCCUGACUUGUUUAUUCUGGAAUCGACUGUGUUAGUCCUCAACAUGGUUGUCCUGCCUUAUGCGAUGGGCACUCCAUUUGCUUUAUUAGGAACCUUCCAUGACAUGAUUCUCACAAGGACCCCUUUCAGUCCAGCAGUGGAGCCCUUCCCUCAUGCAAGUUUUACUAACAGGAUGACAUUUUUAGAAAGAGUAGAAUCUACCCUUAUGUGUCUUGCUAGACUUACCAUUGAUCCAUUGACGGACGACAGUCUGGUGGCUAGCUUUGCACCACACAAGCCACAGCUGUCUGUUUAUAAUAUACUACGUAGAGCGGAAGUCUUUAUUGCGGAGACAGACUCCAUUCUGGACUAUCCACGGCCAAUGAUGGUAAAUACCAAACUUAUUGGUGGCUCUUCUGCCACAGAGCCUAGAGCUCUGCAGGGGCAGUUUAAAACAUUUGUGAAUGAGUCCCCUAAGGGCCUAGCUGUGGUAACAUUUGGUGCUAGUGAUCAUAAAGUACCUGCAAGCAUACUGGAUAAAAUGAUGUCAGCCUUUACGCAACUCGACUUAUCAGUCAUAUGGAAGAGAGACAAUAUGACAUCUCCAGUACCUCCAAAUGUUCUCACAUCAGAAUGGAUCCCACAAAAUGACCUUCUGGGUCAUCCCAAAACUAAAGUAUUCGUAUCCCAUUGUGGUAAAAAUGGACAGUAUGAGUCUUUGUAUCAGGGUGUUCCCAUACUCUGCCUACCUAUAUACGGUGACCAAUUUUACAAUUCGAAACGCAUUGUCACCAAAGAAUUUGGACUUGAUGCAGACAUAAGGGACAUAACUAGUGAGGAGCUAGCACAACUUAUCCAACGAGUGGCUUAUGAUCCUAAAUAUAGAAACAACAUUCAGAAAGCAUCCAUGUUAUUCAAAGAACUUUACAAAGUCCCCAGCAAGGAAGCAGCUUACUGGUUUGACCAUGUCAUGAGAUAUGGUGGAGAUUACAUGAGAUCACCAGGUCAAGAAAUGCCGUUCUACCAGUUUCUUUUGCUAGAUGUCAUGGCCUUUGUCACACUUGUAGUCGUUAUCUCUUUGUUGAUAAUGUAUGCCAUAUUUAGAUUAUGUUUUACAUGGAUACAAAAACGCAGGCAUGAGAAAAUAAAAUUGCAGUAACAAUAAACUUUAUCAAGCAUUACUGCACAGCGAUUAUUAUUUUUUUAUUACUUAUAUGACAUGUUAAUCAGUCAAUACACAUAAACAUUAAAUGUAGUAGAGUUUAAACACACACUAAUUCAGCUGUAGAGAUUGAGCACAUACAAAUACAAAGAUUUUAAGAUAAUGAAAUUAAGCACGCCAAAACAGAGCCUUAAAUAUGCAACAGAUAUAAAAAUACUGAUGCAGAGUCUUGACUCAAAUACGAGUGGGUAGUAACUAAGCUCAAAUACAAACAUAUAGAAACUAAAUGCGAAUUCAGACAUUUUAAAGAUAACAUCUGAUUGUAUAGAAACAGAAGCUGAAAAAUAGUCCAUGAAGAUAACUGUUGUGACACUGUUACUUUGUGUGGUCAACCGUGACACAAUAACGUUAGUUGGGUUUUAUGUCUAUUAGGUUUUAACUAACUGUAGAUUUGUUUAGAGCUACCGAGCUAUAUUUAUAAAAUGACUAUUAUUAAUUGUAAAUACAUUAAGGUCAAUAAAGGUGCAUGAGCUUCAAAGAACUGAGUCUAUUUAUUUAUAAACUGGAUAAAAAAAAUGAGACAAUGCCAGCUGUGUAAUCCUCCUCAUCAUCAUUAGGCAAGUGUCAUAAUGUGUCAAAUUCCUUCUUUCUUCCCAGUCAACAGCUGUUCUUAACAGACUGUCAAGAGAGUGGCCGGUCCAUUCUUUCACACUCUUCAGCCAGCUUUUCUUUGGAUGACCCUUUCUUCAUGCUCCCUCCUAGGCACUGGACCAAGAAGGAUGAUUUUUUUUUUACAGUGAGUUAUUUCAGCUUUCGUUUCUAGAAGAAUUCCUCCUCUUUGCUAGUUGGAAUGUUGACUUAUGAAAGUACAAACUCGUUUUCUUUUCCUGACAUCUGAUACCCAUCAGUUUUAUGUAGCAUUUACACUCAACUCAUCUUAUAGCCUAAGUGUUCAGCGUCCAACUUAAACAACCAAAUAACUAGCAAAGUAAACAGUUUAAAAGCUGAUAAAUUGAAGACAAAUACACAGUUUAUGAGUUCCAUAUGAUUAAAGCACUGCUUAGGUAACUCCUUACAAAAAUUUUAACAGCUUAUGAAUAGCAAUAUACAUCUCAAAUAUAUGGUUUAGAGCCCUGAGGACAAAUCUGAUCAGUUGAGGCGUAUGUGUCAAAAGAACAUGUACAUGUGCAAAAGUUAUUCCAAAUUGUUGUAACUAAACUGUGACGCUGGUCAGUGUAGCCCUAUGUGUAAUCAACCGCCACAUGUGACACAGACCUGUGUACUUAGGACCAGCUGAGUUAAGGUGAGAAUGAGAUUCAAGUACAAGUUGUGUAUAGCUGUUAUGUUCAGACAUUGACAUCUGCCAAUUAUUGGAUGGCUGCCUGGUCGUGCGGUUUGAGCGCUGGACUGUCGUUCGGAUUUAUCGACGGUCGAGGGUUCAAACCCUGCCCGCUCCCAUCCCCCGUCGUCCAGCGGGAGGUUUGGACUAGGAAGUAAACUAUCUUCAACUCUGAAGGAACAUCCGAAACAUGUAAAACAUUAUAAAAACAUUUUUUAUUAAGUACCUGUAUUUAAUUGUUUAUUUUUCAUUAUUUAUUUCACUUAUUAAAAUGUCU